UUGUUUCCAAAAUGGCCGCCUCCAAAAAGCAACACGCCACAAACCAAAGCUGUGUUAUUCCCGGAGGAUUUGCAGUGCUGCCCUUAAAGUUUUGUUCCAGCAGCGUCGCACAUCACAAACUUUAUGUAAAAGAGCACAAAGUCCGGGAUGAAAAAAGCUCGUACAGACCAGUGGACAGGACCCUGUUUGUUCUGAAUGUUCCCCCAUAUUGUUCAGAGGACGUCAUCAAAAGAAUAUUUUCUCAGUUUGGAAACGUAAAUUCAGUGGAGUUGAGAGACCAGCCAGGUUCCUCUCCGCACCAUGGACCGAAGCUUUCCAAUGUUUUUAAACCAGCAGAAAAACAUGGAUUCAAAGUAGGAUACAUUGUGUUUGAAAAUUCUUCCAGUAUCAAAGCUGCUAAAUCUCAUCCAUCCAGUGAGCCUCUGGUGGUGUCCACAGAGGAGCAUCCUGUCAAGACGGGGAUUCAAAAAUGGAUACAGCAGUACAAAGAAGCUUUUAUUCAGCCGGAGGAACUUAACAAAAUAGUUGACUCUUUUAUGGAGGAUUAUGACAAGCAUAAAGAAAAGGAAGAAGAACAACGAAGGAAAAAAGAGGAACAGCAGCAGGAAGACGAAGAUGGUUGGGUCAAAGUUACAAGGGGACACAAAGGUGCAAAAGCCCGUCCCCACAGUGAAAUGGCCAAUCAGCGCACUUUAGCAAAAGAGAUGAAGAAAAAGAAGAGAAAGGAACUUAUGAACUUCUACACCUGGCAACACAGAAACACACAAAAAGAGCAUAUUGCUGAAUUAAGGAAAAAGUUUGAAGAGGACAAACAGAGGAUAGCCUUGUUGAGGGCACAGAGAAAGUUUAAACCCUAUUAAAUUGUCUUUUUAAGUUUGUAAACACAGUUUAAAAAUAUUAGCGUUCAAAUAUCUACUGUGCAUGCAUCCUUAUGUAUUUAGAUGUACAAAAGUUUGAAACACAUAAAAGAAUCAUUUGUUUUAU
This is a messenger RNA of Periophthalmus magnuspinnatus, 984 nucleotides long. It is a transcript of the gene rrp7a, whose product is annotated as ribosomal RNA processing 7 homolog A. The transcript is spliced from 7 exons. NCBI's taxonomy places the organism in Eukaryota, Metazoa, Chordata, Actinopteri, Gobiiformes, Gobiidae. Gene Ontology annotation, molecular function: RNA binding. The coding region runs from base 12 to 860 and encodes 282 amino acids. Gene Ontology annotation, biological process: rRNA processing; ribosomal small subunit assembly. The record is from RefSeq and is a predicted model, not a curated record. Gene Ontology annotation, cellular component: CURI complex; UTP-C complex.